GGUACAAAUAGGAUCACAGUUUGGUUUAUAUACCUUUGGCAUUCACGAUUUGUGUGUAAGACAAUGUUAACUGUAUUAUUCUUACAAAAUUGUUAGUUUUCACGUACCAUUGCAUUUUAAUUGACGAUUUUAAUAAAUGUAGAAAUUUAUUUUAUAUAAAGAAAAAUAAAUAUGAUAUUCCAAAAGCUUUUAACAAAUGGCGAAAUAAUGUUAAUCGCUACAAUAGCACUUUGCACUGCUAUCAAUAUCGAAAAUGACAUUACAGUUAGUAACCAUUUACCGGAUUAUAUAAUACCAUUACAUUAUUAUGCUAAAAUAAGAUUUAACUACAAAACAAAUGACAUUAUUGGUGAAUGUUAUAUAACUAUAGAUAUUAUUCGUCAAAUAGAAAAUAUAUCUAUGCAUGCAGCGGCUUUCACUAUAUUUAAAAUUGCUUUGCAUGACAACUUUCUUAGUAAAAAAAUUUAUGUUCCAAGAUAUUCAAUUACUAAUAAAUUAAAUAAACUUAUGAUUGAUUUUACUAAGACUCUAAAAGAGCAAAAAUUUUUACCACCUGGAAGAUACACUUUAAUGAUAGCAUAUAUGCGUCACCUAAAUAAUAACAAAGAAUACUUUAUUCAAUCUCUAUUCUCCAAUAAAGAACUAGACAACAUGUUAAUAGCGACAGAUGUUGAUGUAAUAACCGCUCGACAACUACUCCCAUGCUGGGACAAAACGGCAUUUCAUUCCACCUUUAAAAUUUCUAUCAAGCAUCAUAAAAAUUACACAGCUUUAUCAAAUAUGCCUAUACAAACAACAGAAAAUGAUGACAAACGUGACAUGAUGUGGACACAUUUUGAGAAAUCACCUUUAAUGUCCAUUCAACAUUUAAGGGUUGUGAUAACCACAUUCACUUCCAACAUUUCUUCGGCAAAUGUCACAUUUUGGGGUAGAAAAAAUAUGACAUACUAUUUACAUUUAGCGAAAUGUAUCGCCCAACAAGUCCUAUACUCUGUGAAACGUGAAACUAGUAUAGACAAAUUUCCAAAAAUAGACUAUGUUGCAUUCUGGGAUACUCAACACAAUAGCACUGAGACAUGGGGACUGAUUAUACACAGAGAAGCUGAUAUUAUUCAUAACGAAACCUCGGAUCCCGUUGGACAUAAAAUAAAAGUGUCAUACUUAAUAACAUAUCAAAUAGUAUCUCUUUGGUAUAAUGAUGUGUUGCUGUGGUCAAAACCAGGUUUCGUUAGAUUGCUUGCAACUUAUAUCUACCAUCAGAUUCCUCCGGAUUAUGACAUAAUAAAUUUAUUUAUCGUGGAAACACAACGGGAUUCUUUUCUCUUUGAUACUCCUUCUAAUGCAAAUGAAAUGAAUUCACUCUUAGCUAUCUUCUAGAUCAUAUAAAA
Molecule: messenger RNA, 1388 nt
Organism: Linepithema humile (Argentine ant)
Lineage: Eukaryota; Metazoa; Arthropoda; Insecta; Hymenoptera; Formicidae
Source: RefSeq, a predicted model, not a curated record